AUGUACACGCCGCUGGCGUCGCAGUCGCUACUGAUGCUGCCUCUGCUGCUGUUGAUGUUGUCGCUGGGCACGCACUUGACUGAGGCAGCGGCGGCGGCGUCGGCGGCUGUCAUCGGUGUCGGCGUCGACGCAGCUGUUGACAAGGAAGUGGCGCCAGUUGGCGUUGUAAAAACGGAUUUGCUGUCAUUGGAGCAGGAAAUUGCCGGCAAUCCGGCGUCGGAGCAGCGAGCAGCUCGUCAUGCGCGCUCAUUCCUAUUCGGCGUGGCCGGAGCCGGCCCGGCCUGGAUUGGUGGCGCACCACCAGUUGGCUACGGCUACGGCUGGGGCUAUCCUGGCUACUACAGCUCGCCAUACUACAGCUACGGUGGCUAUGGCGACUACGGUGGCUACGCUGGCUACUAUCCGAGCGUCUUUGGCUUUAAGAAAAUUAUCAUCGGCUAAGGCAGCGCUCAAAGUGGUCCAAGUUAACAAGUUAACCAUCCCCCAUCCUGCCACCACGAGUUCAAUGUGAGAUUAUAAAUAAUGUGCAAUGUACUGACCCUUGCUUGUUGUUGUUGUUAUUAUAAGACAGUUUUAAAUUAAU
This is a messenger RNA of Drosophila montana, 583 nucleotides long. RefSeq lists its product as uncharacterized. The record is from RefSeq and is a predicted model, not a curated record. NCBI's taxonomy places the organism in Eukaryota, Metazoa, Arthropoda, Insecta, Diptera, Drosophilidae. The transcript has a single exon. The coding region runs from base 1 to 441 and encodes 146 amino acids.